UAUUCUCUUUUGGGAUCCUCGAACAGAAGUAGUACUCCCAAAGUCUUGAACAGAUAUUUAAAACUCCUUGGAGUUUGGACACUGAAAGCCACUGACUUCUUCUUUCUCUCUUCCAAGUUUCAACCUUUAACUCACGUUGCUUCCAUCUCAAUCCCAAUUACUUUCAUUAGCUCAAGAUCUAGGGUUUCCAUUUACGCCAUGGAAAGCUCAGGAGAGAAGGUCGUCGCCGUAAUCAUGGUCGGAGGCCCAACUAAAGGGACUAGAUUUCGGCCUCUGUCAUUCAACACGCCAAAGCCGCUGUUCCCAUUGGCUGGGCAAGCCAUGGUUCAUCAUCCAAUCUCAGCUUGUAAGAAGAUACCCAAUUUGGCUCAAAUUUUUCUAAUUGGGUUUUAUGAGGAGCGUGAGUUUGCACUCUAUGUUUCUUCGAUUUCCAAUGAGCUUAGAGUGCCGGUGAGGUACUUGAAAGAGGAUAAACCACAUGGCUCAGCUGGUGGUAUUUAUUACUUCAGAGAUUUGAUCAUGGAAGACAGCCCGUCGCAUAUCUUUUUGCUGAAUUGUGAUGUAUGCUGCAGUUUUCCGCUUCCAGAUAUGCUUGAGGCUCAUAUAAAAUACGGUGGAAUGGGUACAAUGCUAGUAAUCAAGGUUUCUGCGGAAUCUGCCAACGAGUUUGGUGAGUUGGUUGCUGAUCCAGUCACCAAAGAACUGUUGCAUUACACUGAGAAACCAGAGACUUUUGUGAGUGAUUUGAUCAACUGCGGUGUUUAUGUAUUUACCCCUGAUGUUUUCAAUGCCAUUGAAGACGUAUCCAGUCACCGGGAAGGCAGAGCUAAUUUACGCCGUGUUUCCAGCUUUGAAGCGCUCCAGUCUGCUACAAGGAAUCUUCCUACAGAUUUUGUCAGAUUGGAUCAAGAUAUUUUGUCACCUCUUGCUGGAAAGAAGCAAUUAUAUACUUAUGAGACCAUGGAUUUCUGGGAACAGAUUAAGACUCCAGGAAUGUCAUUGAAGUGUUCGUCUUUGUAUCUUUCUCAAUUUCGAUUCACCUCUUCACAUCUAUUAGCUAGCGGAGAUGGAAUCAAGAAUGCCACAAUAGUUGGUGAUGUUUAUAUUCAUCCAUCGGCAAAAGUGCACCCUAGUGCUAAGAUUGGUCCCAAUGUAUCUCUCUCAGCAAAUGUUCGGAUAGGUGCGGGAGUAAGGCUUAUAAGUUGCAUCGUCUUGGAUGAUGUGGAAAUUAAGGAAAAUGCAGUUGUUAUACAUUCUAUUGUUGGAUGGAAGUCAUCUAUUGGGAGAUGGUCACGUGUCCAGGCUGAAGGAGACUACAAUGCAAAGCUUGGAAUUACCAUCCUUGGAGAAGCAGUAACUGUUGAAGACGAAGUUGUGGUGAUUAACAGCAUUGUUCUCCCGAACAAGACUCUUAAUGUUAGCGUACAGGAGGAGAUCAUUUUGUAGAGGUUGAGAGAGAGAGAGAUUGCAAAGGCCUCCUAGUUUUGUUUGCUGCCCUGCAUCGAUUUCUUGAAUAAUUUUGGCCAACAGCAAUAUUGUAUAAUUUUUUCCUUUGGACAAUUGAUGUUGUAUAAUUGAGCCACGCGGAACAUAUAGGCAACAUUCUUUAUCCAGCAAUAUAGUUCGCUAGUACAAUCCUCCCGUAAAGAAAGAGGACCAAUUUUUGUGACUAAUAGAUGUACGUUCACUUGAUAUUGUAUAAUUUUGGUAACGAUUUCAUCUGCACAAA
Rosa chinensis is the source of this 1729-nucleotide messenger RNA. Its product is annotated as mannose-1-phosphate guanyltransferase alpha. Bases 199 to 1446 code for a protein of 415 amino acids. NCBI's taxonomy places the organism in Eukaryota, Viridiplantae, Streptophyta, Magnoliopsida, Rosales, Rosaceae. Gene Ontology annotation, biological process: biosynthetic process. The transcript has 14 exons. The record is from RefSeq and is a predicted model, not a curated record. Gene Ontology annotation, cellular component: cytoplasm.